AUGCUGGCAGCGGUACAAGACCCGCACGAUAUGGUGAGGGAACGCCGCAAGAAUCAAGAACUCCGCAAGGUGAUCGAAACAAUCUCAGAAGGCCAGCAAUACCGAAACAUUCAACAUGUGAAAUCAUGGAGAUCCGUAUGGAAGCAGCUUAAGUUGAAUGCCGCUGGUAUCUUAAUGAAACGGCAGCCAGGAAGAAGGUGCUUUGUGGUCGUCAUUCCGAACCCGCUGCGUCAAAUCCUUAUCAAAGAAGGUCAGGAACUGGCCCACACUGGAUGCGCUCAAACCUACGAUCUGCUUCGACAGCGGGUAUAUUGGCCAAAUAUGCAGACUGAGGUGUCAAAUCAGGUGCUGGCAGGUGAAAAAUGCUAA
Messenger RNA from Echinostoma caproni, 369 nucleotides. The record is from the annotation of a GenBank genome assembly. NCBI's taxonomy places the organism in Eukaryota, Metazoa, Platyhelminthes, Trematoda, Plagiorchiida, Echinostomatidae.